This is a messenger RNA of Arctia plantaginis, 1458 nucleotides long. Lineage: Eukaryota; Metazoa; Arthropoda; Insecta; Lepidoptera; Erebidae. The record is from the annotation of a GenBank genome assembly.
AUGACGGACACCACCGCUGCCAGUAGUACCAUACCUAUGGUCAAGAUAAAGACUGAAAGGCCCGAUGAGGCCGAGAUCCAAGAGUUAGCCGCCAAAAUGGUAGAAGCCAACAAGGCUAAGGCGCUCGCGGCAUCCGUGGCGGCAUCGCGGGCCCCACCCGGUGGCAUGGUCGGCGUGGCGCCGCCCGGCUCCGGUGGCCAAAUGGGCAUCAUCAACUUCCUCGCUCGAAAACCUGGGACUACGGCUGCGGAUCAGCGUCCCAUGCCUGAAGGUGACAAGAAGACACCGGCCCCGGAUGAGGCCAGUUGGAAAGGUCACUUUGGUUGGGACAUGUUGGGCAAAUGCCACAUACCAUACAUAUAUCGUUCCAAUGAAAAAUAUGUGGCUGUUAGAAUGGUGGAGAUCAAGCUUCUUAACAAGUACUUGAACUACCUUCAUGCAGAUAUAUACUCAUGUACCUGUAUAAGAAGUUACUACAUCACAGAAAUUGAAGCCAGGCUACUCAAUGAGAUUAACAACAGGCAUUGUGACGGACAGUUUGGUCGGGAACCUUUUACACAGAAGGACUUAGUAGUGAGGCUAUCGGACGCUUAUGAGUUCUAUAACUUCCUAGAUGUUUGUUAUAAUAAAUUAUUAAGAGGAACUACUAAUAGUAAAGAUAAGUGUGGUUUUAUUAGAAUAAAUAAAGAAUCUGUUGUACCCUAUACUGUGCGGGAUAGUCAAAAGUUUGUUCCUCUGUUCUAUUUUGAAGGGGAAACGGACAACUUAAAGUUAAAAGCUGACCAGUUAAAAGGCUGGGACUUGUCGUACCUGAAGUUUUGUUGUAAGGUGCAAGGAAUUAGGAAUGAAUUGUUUGCUAGUGAAACGUGUUCAGUGAUUAGUUUAACAGACAUUAAAAGUUAUUUUCCACCUGGAACGGAGUUUGAGGAGUAUUGGCCAAACAAAGUCGUGGAUUCACAACUUCUAAUAUCAGCUAAAGGGUCGGUAUCAGGCGGUGGUCAAUGGACAAGGGCGCCCCCCGCGCCUCCACCAGGCGUCGUCGGAGGUGUUGGGGUGGGUGCAGGCGCGGGCGUGAACCUCAACAAUGUCACCGGCCAAUCGACACGAGGACGAAGAGCUGCCACGCAAAGGCAUUCACCAGCUUCAGCAGCAAUGCAAAUGCCCCAUGCGGGCUUAUCAGCCGCUGCUGUUCAAGCGUUAGCAAGUGGUUGGAAUCUACCCAACACGCUGACUCAGGCACAAACGGCACAAGUGCUUAGGCUCGCACAGGCGCAAGUAGCCCAAGCGCACGUGGCGCGGUACAACAAUGCCAUUGCUGCGGCAGCCUCGUUGCCGCAACACCGCUCGCAACACCAGCGUAACGUUCAGUUUCCGAACAGUGCAAUAACAAUGGCGAUGGGUCAGCAACCCCCUCCACCUCUCGUGAGGAGCACUGCCAACACAACGACCAUGAAGUGA